AUGGCAUCUGAUUUGCUGGUUCGAUUUUUCCUGCCUACUUCAGGUUCAGUAACUAUCUCACUGUUUGAGCUUGGCCAAGAAUACCUUUGCAGCCCACGAGUACCCCUGGCAGAAGCUGGCGCUCUUCUUAUGAAGACAUUGCUGCAAAGACCAGAUGCAUCACUGCUGCUGUCAGAAAAUGUACCUCUGUCUGCACAGGGGCUAGUGACAUACCUGACCAAGAUGCUACAGGAGCACUACUGUUGUGCUCAGGAAAACCUUUUAAGAGCAGCAAGUGCAAAGCCC
Staurois parvus is the source of this 285-nucleotide messenger RNA. The record is from the annotation of a GenBank genome assembly. Lineage: Eukaryota; Metazoa; Chordata; Amphibia; Anura; Ranidae.